CUUCAAUUCUCUGGCUCUCUCCUUCUCUCUCUCACUCACAAUCUCGCUGAGCCCUAACCGUUUGGAUACAGUGCAGAGGACUUGGGGAGAGUGCUCUUUUCUUCUUCUGCGUUUCCUUCCCUCCUCUCUCCCUCAUGAGCUGUUGAUUUAGAUCAAUUCAUUGGGAUGAGGAUGUGUUUGUGUUAAGCUGCAACUAAGAAAGACUGAACAAGGAGCAACAGGGGAGUAAUUGACUGAACGGAAAAACGGGAGAGACCCCCUCCUUUACAGGCUUAACAAAGGUGGCCAGUUGGACAACAGCAACCAUGUGAUUGGUGGUGGCAGAGAGCAAAGAAUGUCCAGGAGGUUCAGCUAAAGUAGCCCUGCAGCGAGAAUCAACCCCUCUGGCGCCUGUUCUUUAUGAGGACCCGAAGAUGACUGUCACCAGCCGGCAGUCCUUGAAUGUCCUGACAGUCAUCUUCCUCCUGCUGUCCACUGCAGCUCUAUCAGCUCAUUUCAGAGUGUGUGAACCAUACUCCGACCACAAGGGGCGCUAUCACUUUGGUUUCCACUGCCCUCGCCUUUCUGACAACAAGACCUACAUGUUCUGCUGUCACCACAACAACACAGCCUUCAAGUACUGCUGCAAUGAGACUGAGUUCCAGACAGUCAUGCAGGUCAACCUGACUACCACCACAGAUGGCUUUGCACACAAUAACUACACAGCCCUGGUAGGAGUGUGGAUCUAUGGCUUCUUCGUCAUGGUGCUGCUAGCCCUGGACUUCCUCUACUACUCGGCCAUGAACUAUGAGCUGUGCAGAGUGUACCUGGAGAAGUGGGGUCUGGGUGGGCGCUGGCUGAAGAAAGCCAGGAGCCAGUGGCACCGGCCGGCCCCAGGAGAGGAGAGUGAGACCCAGGCACAGACCCAGGGUCACCCCAUGGCCCUCAGUCACCAGCACCCCAGACACAGCCUCAGAGGAGAGCACCAGAGCCCCACGAGCCCUAGCACACAUCCACCGUCUGAGUGAAGCUGCGAGAGGAUGAAUGAAUAGAAGGGUAGAGAGCAGCGAUGCUGAGCAGAGUACGCCACAGAAGAUAGCACGGCUCAGACACCUGUCUCUGUCUGUCUAGAUUAUUGACACAGUAACGUACCACAGGGUGGCUGGCCCUGCCGGAGCUAGCAGUUAGCUAGCAGAACCUGCUCACCUCCAUUCCUCUGAACACCUCCACCACUGGACCAACAGAACCAGGCCAAAGGUCAACACUAGACUACUAUAGAAGGCCCUGGUGAAUGGAGCUGCUGCUACCCAAACACUGUUAAGGAACAGGUCACUGGCACUGAAACUGAUCAUGAAGACCCCCUGCAUGGGCUGGGGCUGUUCUAAGAAGAAGCCAAUGGAAACUUCAACUGAAAUUGAUCAACUGUGGUUAAGAACAAGAGGACUUUGUUUAAUGUGUGUGUUUGAGUGUUGAUUGUACUUUGUUGCUGUGUGGGGUUAAAUUCAUUAGUAGUUAGAAGAAGUCGUAGGAGUACUGUAUCUUUUGGUGAUUUAUUUAAUGUAAACUAGUCAGGGACUUUUUAUGAGUGGUAAACAUUCUAGACGAUUCACGAUGGAGGUUUAUGCUUAGCAUCUCCUUGUAGCCAAAAUUAGCACAGAGACUGGCUCACACACAGCAAUCACUGAGGAUAGAUUUAAUGGCAAAGUGAUGUCUAUGGAACGGACAUAUUUUAGCAUAAUGAACCCUUAUUGAAUACGGUGGCCCUCCCCUUCAAGUCACCCUGUCAGCUUAGCAAUCAGGGAGAGUGGAGUGCUGACAACAUAAUCACUUCAGUGGAAAAAAAAGGUGUUACUAUGCAAAACGUGAAAUCCAAGCCUAAAUAUCUUAUAUUGAAAUAUCUUUCUUGUUUUUUCUUACCAAGCUAAAUGAUCUAACGUCAGUGGCAGAUGAUUUUGCUUAUUUUAACCAGCAAAAUACUUAAUACAAGUAAUUUAUCUUAUUUCAAGAUAUUUGACCUUAAUCUUCUUAUUAAGGUAAAAUAUAUUGAAAAAUAUAUUGAAAUAAGAUACAUUAUAUCUUGAAAUAAGAUAAAUUAUUCGUAUUAAGCCUUUUUUAGGUUAAAAUAAGAUAAGUUAUCUGCCAAUGACGUUAGAUAAUUUAGCUUGGUAAAAAAAAACACAAGAAAACACAUAUUUUAAGUGAAUUAUCACUCAAUAUAAGAUAUUUAGGUUUACUUAGAUUUCAGUUUUUGCAGUGUAGUGCCCGCACAGGGAGGGAAUGAAGCCGUGCUCAACACUUAACACAUUUCUGAACUUUCUUAUUAAUCCAUAAAUUGCAGUCUUUGUUGUGUUGGGAGGGGAGACAGAAUAAAGCAUCUGUUCAUGUCAGCAGGCUGGGAGGGGGAUGGAGUGUGAUGGGGAAGACCAGGCGGUAUAGUACAGUACAGGGGUAUGUCUCUCCUCACUCUACUCACUCUACCCCAAUUCUGCAGCUGUAACCUGCGAACUGGCAGCAACAUAGCCAGUACAUUAUGUGCAGAGAAUUCCUGGACUGUAUGCACCGUGCAGCAGGCAAUACACUACAGUGUCCUUGAGAGGGGCCAGCCAAGAGGGCAGACCCAUAAAUGGUUCUGUCUGGGGAGUUAAUGGAAUUACCACCAAUACUCCUGAACAGCCACUAGGCAGGAGGAGCAGUACAACUAUCCCCAAUAUACUAAAACAGCAAACUGAACCAGACAAUUUAUUACAAUUAUUUUAAAUAAAUAGUUUUGUCAUCAUCUGGCUUCAUAAAUUCACUGAAGUGUGCAGGCCCCCAAAAAUACAAUUAAAAAAUGUUCUGUUACAACAAUGACCAUGGCUGGCAAUAUACACUGAGCAUACAAAACAUUAAGAACUACUUCCAUGACAUAGACUGACCAGGUGAAUCCAGGUGAAAGCUACGAUCCCUUAU
Messenger RNA from Coregonus clupeaformis (lake whitefish), 2928 nucleotides. RefSeq names its product protein shisa-like-1a. The record is from RefSeq and is a predicted model, not a curated record. The transcript is spliced from 5 exons. Bases 414 to 1007 code for a protein of 197 amino acids. Lineage: Eukaryota; Metazoa; Chordata; Actinopteri; Salmoniformes; Salmonidae.